AUGUCGUCGCGAUCCAAACCCGAGGCAUUUCCCGACCUUCCGCAACAGGCAUUUGCCGCGGUACCCAGCUCAAACAACACGAACGGGAGCACGCGACGGCCCAGAAAGAGCUCCAACCUGGGAGCAGAUCCACGCGGAGACACUGGCGGCAACUCGAUAGCAACGUCCCUGCAGAGCCAGCAGUCUGUACCAACCAAAUACACACGGGGAGGAGGAAAGCGCAAGAAAGCAAAGAGCUUGUUCAACAGAUGGAAGCGCAUGUCUUUGAAGCACACCUGGGUCAACCCUCUGGUUCUGGUGCUCAUCAUCCUCGGCGCCUACUUUGUCAGUCCAGGCGAACAUAACCCUCUCCACCAUGCCAUCUUCCUCUCCUACGCGAACCCUCCACUGCACGAACGGACGAACCCGCUCCCCGCAGAGAUCGGAAACGUCACGCAGUAUGGCAAGGGCAAGCUGGACUUUGCGUUUGUCGCCUUCUACACGGUUGUCCUGUCCUUCACGCGCGAGUUCCUGAUGCAGCGAAUGAUCCGACCCAUCGCGCUUUGGUAUGGGAUCAGGGCCAGGGGAAAGCAGAGCCGCUUCAUGGAACAGUUCUACACCGCAAUCUACUUUGGCAUAUUUGGGCCGUUUGGACUGUAUGUCAUGAGUAGGACGCCCGUGUGGUACUUCAAUACUGCGGGCAUGUACGAGGGAUUCCCGCACAGGUCGCACGAGGCUGUCUUCAAGGCGUACUACCUCCUUCAGGCUUCGUACUGGGCACAGCAAGGUAUUGUGCUGAUGUUGCAGCUGGAGAAGCCACGAAAGGACUUCAAGGAGCUUGUGCUGCACCACAUCAUCACUCUGUCGUUGAUUGGGUUGAGCUACCGUUUCCACUUUACGUACAUGGGCAUUGCUGUGUACAUCACGCACGACAUCUCGGACUUCUUUUUGGCGACAUCGAAAAUCCUCAACUACAUCGACUCGUCUAUUACAGCUCCCUACUUCACCAUGUUCAUGGUUAUCUGGGCUUACUUGCGACACUACUUGAACCUCCGGAUCCUCAAGUCGCUCCUACCAGGAGGUGAGUUCAAGACGAUCGGUCCUUACGAGCUCAACUGGGAUACACAACAAUACAAGUGCUGGAUCUCGCAAGUCAUCACAUUUCCUCUGCUUGCGGCGCUGCAGGCAGUGAACAUUUUCUGGUUCAUCCUGAUCCUCAGAAUUCUGUGGCGAGUGCUUUCGACCGGCGAAGAGAAGGAUGAGCGAAGUGAUAAUGAGGAGGAGGAAGAUGAGAUUGAUGAAGGAAAGAGCUACGCAGACGCUGUGAAGGAGAAUGGCGAGACAACGAAGCCGCAGGUCAUGCUGAAUGGGAAGCCAAUGAGCUCGGCUGGUGUGGAGACGAGAGCUGCCGCAAAGAGGCGGUCAUGA
Fulvia fulva is the source of this 1407-nucleotide messenger RNA. Its product is annotated as Sphingosine N-acyltransferase-like protein FUM17. Gene Ontology annotation, biological process: ceramide biosynthetic process. Gene Ontology annotation, cellular component: membrane. Bases 1 to 1407 code for a protein of 468 amino acids. The transcript has 2 exons. The record is from RefSeq and is a predicted model, not a curated record. NCBI's taxonomy places the organism in Eukaryota, Fungi, Ascomycota, Dothideomycetes, Mycosphaerellales, Mycosphaerellaceae. Gene Ontology annotation, molecular function: sphingosine N-acyltransferase activity.